CUGUUGGCCCAAGUUUGUCACUACGAUAAAGGAGAACACUAAUACCCAAAGUUCAUAAAUUCAACCUUGAAUCUCUGAAGUCGAAAUACACCAAAAAGGAAGACGAGAUGAAGCCUCUACUGAGUAUGAGAGAUUUCAAGGGCAAAGAACUUCGACCUGGUUCAUCCUUGGAUAUUUUUGGUCAGGUUGCUUGUGUUGCACGGGAGAAACUGAGGCAAAGGAGGAAGGAGAAAAAUAUUAAAAUCAAAACCCAAAUGGGUAGUAGUAGUACCCCCAAGAUUAAAGAACCCAAUUAUGUAGCUGAAGCAUUUUCAUUUGGCUCCAAAGAGACGUAUGCUAAUAUGAACAAAAGAAAGAGUCGAGAGGACGAUGUUGAUGAUCAUGGCAAGAGUUUUCAAUUGAAACAACAGAAGAUAAUUUUGUUGCACAAGGAAAUUGGUAGUACCUCCAAGACUAAAGAACCAAAUACAUCAGUAGGAAGAGAAUUGGAGCAGGAUCCAUUAUACUCAGUUGGCACAAUAAGGAGUGAAAGGUCUUUCCCUAGGGAAAAGUAUAUAACGAGCUCUGAUUUGGGGUUUCAGGAAAAGAAUGGGUUGCUAAAGAAGAAGAGUAUUAAUGGGGUUGAGUAUGAUACAGAUUGGGGUCUAAAGUCCAAGCCGAAGAAUAUGAAGAUUAAGAAGGAAAAGGGGUUGGGAUUGAGGCCGAAGGAGCAUGUCAGAGCACCAAAAUAUAAUACUGAUCCUAAUGACUUGCCUGAAGAGUUGAAAAGGAAGAUCGAAACUUUGGAAGGGAUUGAAAGUUUUGAAAAAGCCAAGAUGACUAUGGUGAUAGAAAAGCAUUUGUUCAGUACUGAUAUGGCAAAAAGCGCUAAUCGGUUGUCAAUGCCUCUAAAACAAAUCAAACCGGAGAGUUUUCUGGACGAGGAUGAGAUAAAGUUUCUUGCAAUUCAAGAAGAUUGGCCAGUUUCGGUUAUAAGUCCCCUACUAGAAGAUGAAGCUCUGACCUUCAGGCAGUGGAACAUGAAAAAGGAUAACGGCAGCGUUAGCUCAAGUUAUGUGUUGAAAACACGUUGGAACGAAGUUCGCAGGAAAAAUGGUCUCAAACUAAAUGAUGUAAUCCAAGUUUGGUCAUUCCGAGAUGUGGGAAACAACCUUCACUUUGCUCUUGUUUUGGUAGAGAAGUCAAAAGAUGGUGGCUCAAGUAGUGAAGGUGAUAGGUGUAGCCUACCUUCUUCACGAUCAACAACGCCGCCUAGCAAGAAUGAUGUUGAUGGUGAAAGUACUAGUUGUGAUAUUGGCCAAGGAACAGAAGCAAAGGAACAAGAGAUGAUAGAAGGAGCUCAGAUUAAUGAUGGGAGCAGUAGUGGGAAUGGGAGAACUUCAACACCAUAA
Messenger RNA from Rosa chinensis, 1391 nucleotides. RefSeq names its product B3 domain-containing protein At1g05920-like. Gene Ontology annotation, molecular function: DNA binding. Lineage: Eukaryota; Viridiplantae; Streptophyta; Magnoliopsida; Rosales; Rosaceae. The coding region runs from base 108 to 1391 and encodes 427 amino acids. The transcript has a single exon. The record is from RefSeq and is a predicted model, not a curated record.